AUUGCACCGACACCAUGAGUUUCUCCAGAGACUCUGGGGAGGAGGGCAAUUCGAGCUCUUGGUGGCCUCUGGCAGCCGGUGGGACCAACAAGAGCAGGGAGAGCGAAGCGCCCAGGGAAGGUGGCGGGCAGGAGGCGGAUGUGCGGAACGAGGAGCUGGCCAAGCUGGAGAUCGCCGUGCUGGCUGUGACUUUCGUGGUGGCCGUCCUGGGCAACAGCAGCGUGCUGCUGGCGCUGCACCGCACGCCGCGCAAAACGUCCCGCAUGCAUCUCUUCAUCCGCCACCUCAGCCUGGCGGAUCUGGCAGUCGCCUUCUUCCAGGUGCUGCCACAGCUGUGCUGGGACAUCACCUACCGCUUCCGCGGCCCCGACGGGCUGUGCCGCGUGGUCAAGCACCUGCAGGUGCUGGGCAUGUUCGCCUCGGCUUACAUGCUGGUGGUCAUGACCGCCGACCGCUACAUCGCCGUGUGCCACCCGCUCAAGACGCUGCAGCAGCCGGCGCGCCGCUCGCGCCUCAUGAUCGCGGCCGCCUGGGCGCUGAGCUUCGUGCUGAGCACGCCGCAGUACUUCAUCUUCUCUAUGAUCGAGGUGAACAACGUCACCAAGGCCUAUGACUGCUGGGCCACCUUCAUCCAGCCCUGGGGGCCCCGCGCCUAUGUGACCUGGAUGACAGGCGGCAUCUUUGUGGCGCCUGUGAUCAUCUUGGGGACCUGCUAUGGCUUCAUCUGCUACCACAUCUGGCGCAACGUCCGUGGGAAGACAGCGUCGCACAAAGACAAGGGCGCCGAGGUGGCCAGCAGGGCUUUCCACAAAGGGCUCCUGCUCGCUCCCUGUGUCAGCAGCGUGAAGACCAUUUCCCGAGCCAAAAUCCGCACAGUGAAGAUGACCUUCGUGAUUGUGACGGCUUACAUCGUCUGCUGGGCGCCCUUCUUCAUCAUCCAGAUGUGGUCUGUCUGGGAUGAGGAGUCCUCCUGGGUUGAUUCAGAGAACCCUGCCGUCACCAUUACGGCAUUACUGGCAUCCUUGAAUAGUUGCUGCAAUCCCUGGAUAUACAUGUUUUUCAGCGGACAUCUCCUUCAAGACUGUAUCCAAAGCUUCCCAUGCUGCCGAAACAUGAAGCAGAAAUUCAACAAAGAAGAUUCUGAUAGCAUGAGUAGGAGACAGACUUCUUACACUAACAAUCGAAGCCCAACAAACAGUAUGGGCACCUGGAGAGACUCGCCUAAAUCGUCCAAGUCCAUCAAAUUCAUUCCUGUUUCAACCUGAGCCUCUUAGUUUAUACAGACUCUUGACAGACUUUCUAGCCCA
This is a messenger RNA of Elephantulus edwardii (Cape elephant shrew), 1307 nucleotides long. RefSeq names its product arginine vasopressin receptor 1A (gene AVPR1A). Gene Ontology annotation, molecular function: vasopressin receptor activity; peptide binding. Gene Ontology annotation, biological process: G protein-coupled receptor signaling pathway; regulation of systemic arterial blood pressure by vasopressin; positive regulation of vasoconstriction. Gene Ontology annotation, cellular component: membrane. NCBI's taxonomy places the organism in Eukaryota, Metazoa, Chordata, Mammalia, Macroscelidea, Macroscelididae. The transcript has 2 exons. The coding region runs from base 15 to 1265 and encodes 416 amino acids. The record is from RefSeq and is a predicted model, not a curated record.